AUGAAGAGCAAUUUCGAUGCCACCUUGCCCCUUGCAAUGUGUUUCCGUUUAACUCGACACCAGAAUGCGGCUCAAGUAGCUGCCGGUUCGCGAAAGGACAAACACGAUGUAGAUGACAAGUUAUCCUUGUAUUUAGCCGACACUUGCGCUGUUCAUCCGCUGUCUGCCUGGCUUUGGUUUCUCCUAUCGACUGUGCCACUUGUACUGUAUCAGCUGUCUCGUGGCCUUAUGGCCGCUCAAUUUUCCACCGAGCUGACUCAAAUUUUGAUCAAACAAGAUUCGGAAAACGUUGAUGACGAAAACCGCAUUGCCCCUGGCACUUUGAUCCAGUGUACGAUAAUCAUGCCAGAUCGUUUGGACUCUCCUCACUGUAUGCUAAGUCAUCAGAGUCACUUUACUCCGAUUGAUUUGAAAGUGGAUAGACAUACAUCAGCCGAAUGGUGCCGCUCGGAUGAAUUAGCCAUGUGCGACCUGACCGCUUCAUCUCGUCUUGCUCCUAAUCCCUAUCAUUUACUUGAGGCAACCACUUUAUUAGGUGCUCAUGAUGCUGUUAAUUUGGAACGACUCGAGUUGUUGGGUGAUUCUUUGCUUCAACUUAUCGGCACACUGGACGUGUAUUCUUCAGCCUCCGUAGAUGCAAAUGAGGGCUGGCUGACCGAUCAACGCAUCUCAUUGGUUUCCAAUGCGAAUUUGUCACGACUCGCCGUAAAAUUUGGUUGGGCAAAAUACUGCACCGGCCACGUAUAUUCACCGCCCAGUCAUUUUGUUUUCCCGUGCUACACGGUUUGUACCACAGCCAGUCUACCGGAUGGGGAUGCACGACUGACUGUUGGAUUGACGGACAAAUCCCUGGCGGACAUGAUGGAAGCAUUAAUCGGUUGCUUCCUAAUUCAUCUUGGCUUGCCAAGUGCGGUUCGACUACUCAGUCAUUUCGGGAUUUCACCGUUCGGGACGAAUGAGUCACAGACAAAGGGAAUGUGGAGAAGAUUAUUGUGCACGGAUGGUUUCACCACAGUGAAUUCGCCUGUCAAACUCGGGACCUCGGAUACCAACGAAGCCAAGCGAUUAUCCAGACCGAUAUCUAUGCCUUUCCUGGGUGAUAAUUCGAUACCCAACAGCCCUAUUCUGACCGAACGAGAUAACUUUAUUAAACCGGAGCAGCUCACGGGAUUACAAAAUAUCAUAGGCUAUUACUUCACGGAUGUUACUCUUCUGAUUCAGGCGCUGGUUCAUAUAUCUUCACCUCACGUUAAACGCUAUGGUUCGUAUGAGCGCUUCGAAUUUCUCGGCGAUGCUGUUCUGGGCUACUUGAUCACAGUAUAUUUGUACCAUGAACACGUGGAAUUCGAUCCAGGCCAGUUGACAGAGUCCCGAUCCAAUAUUGUGAGCAAUAAAAGUCUGGCGAGUGCAGUUGUCGAGCACAAGAUUCAUCCGUACAUCAUUCAUUCUAACCCUUGCGUUGAAAGUGCCGUUUCUUGCAUCACUUGCAUUCACGACAGAACGUCUUCGUACUCGGAACAGCUUGAACUGCUCAAUCAAGAAGUGCUCAAAGGACUGCGUCUUAAAGUGUUGGCUGACGUUUUCGAGUCGAUUAUCGGUGCGAUUUUCGUGGAUUCACAAGGGGAUUUGGACUUGGUGAAUCGAGUAAUCCAUCGCCUUUUAAUUGAACGCAUUCGUAAGUUCGCACACCUCGCAUCGUUCCAUCUGUUUGUAUCGCAUUGA
Echinostoma caproni is the source of this 1722-nucleotide messenger RNA. Lineage: Eukaryota; Metazoa; Platyhelminthes; Trematoda; Plagiorchiida; Echinostomatidae. The record is from the annotation of a GenBank genome assembly.